AUGGCAGACCACAAGAAGGAAGAGAUCUUUGAGUAUGAGCGGAAACAGUCUGAACGCUCUGUUCCUGAUUCGAAUGAUGAUAUCCUCAAUCUUUUCACUGAAGAGGAGAAGAAGAAGCUCAUGUGGCGCAUCGAUGUGCGACUAUGCUUGACUCUGGGCUUGAUGUAUUGUGUCUCGCUGAUGGAUCGCACCAACUUGGGCAUUGCUGUGGUAGGAGGCAUGGGCGUUGAUCUCAAGCUCAUCAAAUUUCGCUACUCCACGAUCGUACUGGUGUUCUUCAUCACCUACGUCUUGCUACAACCCCCAGCCACUGUCGUCCUCCGCAAAGUCGGGCCAAAGCUGUUCCUCCCCCUCAUCACCCUGCUCUGGGGACUCACUAUGAUGACAUUCGGCUUCGUGAUACACUGGUGGCAGAUGAUUCCCCUCCGCAUCAUUCUUGGAGCUUUUGAGGCUGGCUUCUUUCCUGGAUGCGCCUAUUUAUUGUCCUGCUGGUACCCACGCUACGAAGUCCACAAGCGCAAUGCCGUGUUCUUCCUUAUCGGCAACUUGUCUGCUGCCUUUUCUGGUAUUUUAGGCUACGGUCUCCUACAAAUGGAUGGCCUCGGCGAUCUUGGAGAUAAAUACGGUCAGCACUAUGGACCGACCAAAAAGAACCCCCACCUACCAUUCGGCAUAAAACCUGGUAUCGCGGGCUGGCGUUGGAUCUUCAUUAUCCAAGGGCUGAUUACUGUUCUCGUGGCGGCUGGGGGUGCAUUCUUUAUAAGUGACUUCCCGGAGAACGCGGCUAAGAGGUCUCGAUUUAUUGUACGACCCUUCUUGACUGAGAAAGAGGCCGCUUACAUCGUUGCUCGGAUUGAGAAGGACCGUGAUGAUGCGAUUACUACGCCAUUCAAGCUUUCGAGUUAUCUUCGCCAUGGUCUUGAUAUCAAGGUCUGGGGAUUUGCGGUCCAGUUCAUGCUGACUGCGACGGUUGGUUAUGCCAUCGCUUACUUCCUGCCCAUCAUCCUUCACGAUUCCAUGGGAUUUGAUCUCGCGAUGUCGGAAUGCCUUAUAUCACCGCCGUACGUGCUUGCCGCCAUCUGGAUGUUUGGAUGUGCCGUCGUCGGAGACAAGUACCACAUUCGUGGCCCUCUCAUUAUCAUGAACGCCAUCAUCGGUCUCAUCGGCCUUCCCCUGCUCGGUUUCGCCAAAACUCCCGCCGUCCGCUACUUCGGCGUCUUCCUCGCCACCACCGGCCCACAAGCCAACAUUCCCUGCAUGAUGAGCUUCCAAGCCAACAAUAUCCGCGGUCAAUGGAAGCGGGCUUUCUCUUCUGCGACAAUGGUCGGUGCCGGCGGAGUUGGUGGUAUCAUCGGAUCAACCGUGUUCCGGUCCCAGGAUGCCCCGAAUUACAGACCGGGUAUGUGGACGACAAUUGGCUGUGGCAUACUCACAAUAAUUAUCACGGCGUGGUUGGAUUGGAGAUUUUGGAAGGCGAAUAAGAGGGCUGAUAGGGGAGAGGAAAUUAUUGAGGGCUUGGAGGGGUUCAGGUAUACGCUGUGA
Messenger RNA from Cercospora beticola, 1542 nucleotides. RefSeq lists its product as uncharacterized. Gene Ontology annotation, cellular component: membrane. The record is from RefSeq and is a predicted model, not a curated record. NCBI's taxonomy places the organism in Eukaryota, Fungi, Ascomycota, Dothideomycetes, Mycosphaerellales, Mycosphaerellaceae. Gene Ontology annotation, molecular function: transmembrane transporter activity. Gene Ontology annotation, biological process: transmembrane transport.